Molecule: messenger RNA, 1206 nt
Organism: Scatophagus argus
Lineage: Eukaryota; Metazoa; Chordata; Actinopteri; Scatophagidae
Gene: pold4
Product: DNA polymerase delta 4, accessory subunit
Exons: 5
Coding region: 164-493 (109 amino acids)
Biological process (GO): DNA synthesis involved in DNA repair; DNA-templated DNA replication
Cellular component (GO): delta DNA polymerase complex
Molecular function (GO): DNA-directed DNA polymerase activity
Source: RefSeq, a predicted model, not a curated record
ACGAUAGGCGGCAGCAAAGGGGCCCAAUAGUCAAUCGUACAGACAGAAGAAGAAGAAGAAGGCUUAGCCAACAUUGUUUUGGUCGACAGAUUUUGCUGCACACUAAACGGAGAGAAAAUUUUUCGAUAGGGCUUUUAUUGUUUGAAAAACAAGAUUGGUCACCAUGACAACCAAGCGUGGACUGAUAACUGAUUCAUUCAAGGUGGUGAAGAAAGCAAAGAAGCGGGAGAAACGAGAGAAGAAGUCUACUCCUCCUCCGCCACGGAAAGCAGAGGUUGAAACUGAAACAGUCCAAGAGGAGGAGCUGCAGAAGCUCAGACAGUUUGAUCUGGACUGGAGAUUUGGGCCCUGCACAGGUAUUAGCAGGCUGCAGAGGUGGGAGAGAGCAAAACUUCAUGGUCUGGACCCACCUGAGGAGAUCAGAGACCUGCUGUUGCAAACACACACUGAUCCUGAGUACAACCUGAGCCUAUGGAGCGAAUAUCCUUUGUGAAGACACUGUCAGGUCAUUUUGUCAGCCCAAUUCACAAAUGUUUUUCAGAGGGGUUUCCUUUCUUAUGGAAGCCCCUUUCCAACAAUGCAAUGAAAAAAUUUUCAUUAUAAGUCAUUAUAGUCAAAAGUCAUUAGAAUGAGAAACUUUCUUAAAAUAUCAAUGUAGUAUUUUCAAAUUAUGACUUGGUAUCUCAAAAUGAAAAAAAUUGCAUUACUUUGAAAAAGUUACUUACUUUUUAAACAUGUUAGUCAGUAUUUUGAGAUGCUAACUCAUUAUUUUGAGAUAUUAUUUCAUUAUUACAAUAAAGUUUCUUAUUAUAAUGACUUACAGGAUUUUUCUUCCUCACAUUGGCAGAAAUGUGCAUCCGUACAUACUAUCCUGAAACCCUGAAAAAUUCGACAAAGAAAGAAAACAAGUUUAAAAGGGGAAAUGUCUAAAGGGAGGAACCUCUCCAACAGACGACAGAGGAGGGAUCCCUCUUUCAGGGUGGAAACAGAACAUUCAGUUAUGUGUGUGUCUUGUUUGUUGUACUGUGUCAUCUCCUACACACUUUACACUUUUUUCUACACACACAGUUCUAAAUAACAUUUUUAAUAAAAAAAAUUCUACCAAAACACUGCCUUGUGAUGUAUAAAUGAGGGAGCAGCGAAUGCAGUAGUGACACUGUAGAGAUUAAAAGGUGAAGAAGACAAUAAACAACAAAGAGUUUCACA